CUUUGCUGAACAUCUGUACCAGAUGUUGUAGCCAACCAGCGACGAUGGGCAGUUCCCAUAAUGCGUUGGGACAGAGGGAAGCCUUUCUGUAGGAUGCUGAGCUGUCAAACGGCGGGACUCCGCUUGUGGGGUGUGUAGCAAAGCGGACGAGAAGAUGGACUGCUUCACCGGGCUCCUCUGUCUCUCCCUCGUGAAUUUGGUAAGCUGUGCCGUUGGGAGGUAUGAUGUCUUAACCUGGAAGGAUCGCACGAUCCAGAGUUACUUCAUUAGCAGGCAGAAGGCUGUCGUGCAGACGGAUGUUUUCACUAUCCUCUCCAGGGUGCAUGCUGACCGAAAUGUUUAUCCUUCUGCUGGAGUCCUAUUUGUUCACGUUUUGGAAAGAGAAUAUUUUAAAGGGGAAUUCCCUCCUUAUCCAAAACCUGGAGAUGCAACCAAUGAUCCAAUCACCUUUAACACAAAUUUAAUGGGCUUCCCAGAUAGGCCAGGCUGGCUUCGAUAUAUUCAACGAACACCAUACAGUGAUGGUGUUCUUUAUGGAUCUCCAACAGCUGAUCAUGUGGGAAAGCCGACUAUUAUUGAGAUAACAGCCUACAACAGGCGCACAUUUGAAACUGCAAGGCACAAUCUUGUCAUUAACAUUAUGUCCGCUGAUGAUUUCCCAUUUCCAUAUCAAGCUGAAUUCUUUAUAAAAAAUAUGAAUGUGGAAGAAAUGUUGGCUAGUGAGGUACUGGGAGAUUUCCUUGGAGCAGUAAAAAAUGUUUGGCAACCAGAACGUCUUAAUGCAAUUAAUAUCACUUCAGCACUGGACAGAGGAGGAAGAAUCCCACUUCCUAUUAAUGACUUAAAGGAAGGUGUGUAUGUUAUGGUUGGAGCUGACGCAGCAUUUUCAUCUUGCCUAAAGGAAGUAGAAAGUCCCCAAAAUCAACUGAAAUGUAAUCAAGAAAUGGAACCUCUUAUUACAUGUGAUAAUAAGUUCCGAGCUCAGUUUCAUAUUGAUUGGUGCAAACUGUCCCUGGUGGAUAUAACAAAAGUCGUCCCUGUUGGUAAGGAAAGGCCAGAUCCUGGAAGUGGAGUGCUGCCUGAUCUUGGAGAAUACAAUCCUCCUUCUGACAUGCUCAAAAGUAGGGACUAUUUCUCUGACUUCCUGAUCACUCUGGCAGUGCCAUCAGCUGUUGCUUCAGUCCUUUUCAUCAUCCUCGGUUACAUUAUGUGCUGCCGCAGAGAGGGAGUGGAUAAACGAAACAUGCAAACCUCAGAUAUUCAGCUGACCCACCAUAGCUCCAUUCAGAAGUCCACCAAGGAACUCCGAAGCAUGUCCAAAAACCGGGAAGUAGCAUGGCCCCUGUCCACCCUACCUGUUUUCCACCCUGUCAGCGGUGAACUUGUGCCACCUUUGCAUCCAGAAAGCUAUGAAAACACCAGCAUGCCUUUAAUGCAAACACAGACAAAUCUGCAGCACCAGACACCGAUACCGCAACAGCAGACAACAGGAGGUAAUUAUUGUAUGUCAACAUUUCGACGACUUGAGGUAAAUGGUAUUCCUGAAGAAAGAAAAUUUACUGAAGCACUGAAUUUGUAAUUUAUUAGGAUUAGAAUCUAUUUUAUUCAAAAUAUUUUUUUAAUAUUAAAGAUUGUUUCCAGUGUUGCAUGAGCAUACAUUAAUCAUUGAUGCUUUAAAAUCAGUUUACAAAUGUUGAAAGCUGCAGUAUUACAUGAACUAAUACAUUUGAUGAGAAAAAUAUAACGGACAAGCUGCUUAGUGUAUAACCUUUUUUGCAAGAUGAGCAUUUUAAAAUAGCAAAUGAAACAUUACAAAUGUGUUUUUUUUAAUAUUUGUGCAACACCCACAAUAAUAAAUGAAUGGUUGAUUUAUACUUAAAA
Molecule: messenger RNA, 1881 nt
Organism: Erpetoichthys calabaricus (reedfish)
Lineage: Eukaryota; Metazoa; Chordata; Cladistia; Polypteriformes; Polypteridae
Gene: sgce
Product: sarcoglycan, epsilon
Exons: 13
Coding region: 155-1579 (474 amino acids)
Cellular component (GO): membrane; sarcoglycan complex
Molecular function (GO): calcium ion binding
Source: RefSeq, a predicted model, not a curated record